Messenger RNA from Eurypyga helias (sunbittern), 1200 nucleotides. RefSeq names its product polymeric immunoglobulin receptor-like. Bases 1 to 1200 code for a protein of 399 amino acids. Lineage: Eukaryota; Metazoa; Chordata; Aves; Eurypygiformes; Eurypygidae. The transcript has 8 exons. Gene Ontology annotation, cellular component: plasma membrane. The record is from RefSeq and is a predicted model, not a curated record. Gene Ontology annotation, molecular function: transmembrane signaling receptor activity.
AUGGAGGUUCUCUUUCUCUUAGCAGCUUUGCUGCAAGAGCCAGUCUCAAGUACCUUGUACGGACCCAGAUUUCUGACAGGCAGGGUGGGAGGAUCAGUCACCCAUCAGUGCUUCUACACAAUCACGCCAGCCAACAAACACGACCGAAAAUAUUGGUGCAAAAGAGCAGAAAGCGGGGUUUGCUACACCAUCAUCUCAACAACAGGCUACACCUCGAAGGACCACGCGGGGCGAGUGUCUCUCGAGGACACCCCCCAGAACGGCACCUUCGCAGUGACGAUGACAGAGCUGAAGAAGAGUGACGCAGGGACCUACCGAUGCGGCAUCGGCACCACAAACAGGGACCUGUACGUCAGCCUGAACCUGACGGUGCUGGCAGAUGCUGUUGCGUCGGAGCUGGUCGAGCUCGUCCAGGGGGAGCUCCGUGGCUCUGUCACAGAAAGCUCUGGAGCUUUCAAAAUCUUGAUAAAUGACUUAAAAAAGGAAGACUCAGGGCUGUACGGGUGCGGGACGGGAAGACUGAGCCCUGGGGACAGCCUGCGGGUGGUGGCUCUGCAGGUGACCACAGCCUCCACCCUUCCUAAGAGACCAAAAUUCCUGAGCGGCACAGUUGGAGGCUCGCUAACCAUCAGGUGCCACUACGAUCCCAAGGAGAACUACGAGAAGAAGUAUUUGUGCAGGUGGAAGGAAGGUAGCUGCUCGCUGCUCGUGGGUGCGGACGGGUUUGUGCACGAGUCCUACAAGGGGCGAAUACAAAUAGCCAACAGCGACCAGGAAAACGGGACUUACACGGUGGUGAUGAGCCACCUGAGAGAGGAGGACGCAGGAUGGUAUUGGUGCGCGGCUAAAAACGGGCACACAGAGCACACGUCCUCCGUGAAGCUGCACAUCCAGAAAGAAACAUCUACUCUUGUGAAACCCACUUUAUCAUCGAGUCUGGCUGCCUACAGCACGCCCACGCAGAGGAGCAUCAUGGGCCUGACGUAUGCGAUGGGCACCGUCACCGAGAGCGCCAGCACCCUGGUGCCCACUGCCCCCCCCAGCACCUUCAUAACCUCCCCAAGAGAAAUCUAUCAUCAGAGCUCAUCAGGUGAAUCAAGCCUGCUCCUGGUUAUCCUACCAGCUCUCAUUUUACUGAUUUUCAUCACCAUCGCUAUUCUCGCCCUGACCAAAAUGAAGCUUCAAAAGCAGACGGGAUAA